Molecule: messenger RNA, 676 nt
Organism: Eruca vesicaria subsp. sativa (arugula)
Lineage: Eukaryota; Viridiplantae; Streptophyta; Magnoliopsida; Brassicales; Brassicaceae
Source: the annotation of a GenBank genome assembly
CACGCGUGUUGCUCAUGUAGUUUAAAAAAAUCUUAGUGUUCUAGAAAAUUCUUGUAGGUUUCAUCGUUUAUAGUUACGCAAACAAGAGAAAGUCGACAAUAACCAAACAUCGUUCAUUAUGGAUCGUCCACCUGUCCACCAUCCAAAUCAACCAAUCAUUCUCUCUUUCUUUAUAUAUAUGUCAUUGAUCAAUAACACUCUUCUGCAACACAAACGUAGCAUCUUGAACUAUUUCUACAAUUUCAAAUCUACCAAUCGAAUAUGUGUUUCUUUGAUAACCAGAGCGAUCAAAAUUUGAGUCUGGUGAAGAUGGAUGUGGCAUGGUGGAUGGAGGUGGCUCCUCCACGGAUAUUAUCACCGGAGAAGCCAUCUACUUCGCCCAUUCUUGAGACGAUUUUAGAAGAGCAAGAGACGGAAGAAGACGAUGAAGAAAAUGAUGAGGAGGACUUUUAAUGAUCCAUCUGAUCUUUCGUCUUAUUUUUAGAUAGUUGUAUUAAGCUAUAUAUAAAUGUAUAAGAUGAGAUUUUGUAUAUUUGUAAUGGUAUCUCAUGAUAAUAUAAUAUAUAGUUCAUCUAUUUCUCAACUAACUUAUGAUAAGAGUUCUGUGGAAUUUUUCUUUGGAAAUUUCACGUUAUGUAGUUCGAUGAUCACUUCCUAAUAUCAGACAAACAUUGGC